This is a messenger RNA of Penicillium argentinense, 1074 nucleotides long. RefSeq names its product maleylacetate reductase. Gene Ontology annotation, cellular component: mitochondrion. The record is from RefSeq and is a predicted model, not a curated record. Gene Ontology annotation, biological process: protein histidyl modification to diphthamide. Gene Ontology annotation, molecular function: metal ion binding; maleylacetate reductase activity; 2-(3-amino-3-carboxypropyl)histidine synthase activity. Bases 1 to 1074 code for a protein of 357 amino acids. Lineage: Eukaryota; Fungi; Ascomycota; Eurotiomycetes; Eurotiales; Aspergillaceae. The transcript has 2 exons.
AUGAACGCCUUCGAGUACAACCCUAACCCCGGCCGUGUCGUCUUCGGCAGCGGCACCCUGCAGAAACUGCCGGAUGAGAUUGCCCGUCUGCAGGUGAAGGCGCCACUUGUACUGUCAACGCCCCAGCAGAUCAGCCAGGCCGAGAGUGUCCAGAGUGUCCUCGAUGGCCAGGUCGCUGGUAUCUUCAGCGAGGCGACCAUGCACACCCCGACUCACAUCACCGACAAGGCUCUCGAGUAUGCAAAGGCCCAGGGCGCCGACUCGGUCAUCUCCAUUGGCGGUGGCAGCACGAUUGGCCUGGGCAAGGCCAUCAGUAUUCGCACUGGACUGCCACAUAUCUGCAUCCCCACGACCUAUGCCGGCAGUGAGAUGACGCCCAUUCUAGGCGAGACAACCGACGGUCUGAAGAAGACUCGUUCCGAUCCCAAGAUCUUGCCGGGCACGGUCAUCUACGAUGUCGAUUUGACCAUGACCCUGCCGACGGCGAUGAGUGCCACUAGCGGAGUCAAUGCAAUUGCUCAUGCAGUUGAGGCUCUAUAUGCUCGCAACACCAACCCCAUCAUCAACAUGAUGGCCAUCGAGGGUACCCGUGCCCUUGCAUCCGCCCUUCCUGAGAUUGUUGAGAACCCUUCUUCGCAAUCCGCCCGAUCUCGGGCCUUGUACGGUGCCUGGCUCUGUGGCACCUGCCUUGGCAGCGUGGGCAUGUCCAUUCACCAUAAGCUGUGCCACACUUUGGGUGGCAGUUUCAACCUCCCCCAUGCAGAGACUCAUACCGCUGUCUUGCCGCAUGCCAUUUCAUACAAUGCUCCUAACAUUCCCGAGGCCAUGAAGCAGCUCGCCAAUGCGCUGCCGGACAGCAACGGCGAUGCGACUCACGGCUUGAAUGUUCUGCUGACCAAGCUCGAGGUCAAGCGUGGCCUGAAAGAAUUCGGGAUGAAAGAGGAAGAUGUGGACAAGGCGGCCGACAUUGCGGUCUCCAAUCCCUACUGGAAUCCCCGUCCGAUCGAGCGGACUCCGAUCCGUGAGCUGAUCCGCCGUGUGUGGGCGGGCGAGCCGGCGCGCGACGACCUGUAG